AUGUGGUGUAAAUUUGACUACAAGUCUCCUCCACCCCCGCCGUCUAAAUCACCACCGCCUCCUUAUGUCGACGUAUUCCCACCAAGUUCCUACAAGUCUCCACCUCCUCCAUCUAAAUCACCACCGCCUCCUUAUGUCGACGUAUUCCCACCAACUGACUACAAGUCUCCACCCCCGCCGUCUAAAUCACCACCGCCUCCUUAUGUCGACGUAUUCCCACCAAGUUCCUACAAGUCUCCACCUCCUCCAUCUAAAUCACCACCGCCUCCUUAUGUCGACGUAUUCCCACCAACUGACUACAAGUCUCCACCCCCGCCGUCUAAAUCACCACCGCCUCCUUAUGUCGACGUAUUACCACCAAGUUCCUAUAAGUCUCCACCCCCGCCGUCUAAAUCACCACCGCCUCCUUAUGUCGAUGUAUUCCCACCAACUGACUACAAGUCUCCACCCCCGCCAUCUAAAUCACCACCGCCUCCUUAUGUCGACGUAUUCCCACCAAGUUACUACAAGUCUCCAACCCCACUAUCUAAAUCACCACCACCUCCUUAUGUCGAUGUAUUUCCACCAAGUUACUACAAGUCUCCACCCCCUCCUUCUCCAUCACCGCCUCCACCAUAUGUCUAA
Molecule: messenger RNA, 624 nt
Organism: Vicia villosa (hairy vetch)
Lineage: Eukaryota; Viridiplantae; Streptophyta; Magnoliopsida; Fabales; Fabaceae
Product: extensin-2-like
Exons: 3
Coding region: 1-624 (207 amino acids)
Source: RefSeq, a predicted model, not a curated record